This is a messenger RNA of Eriocheir sinensis (Chinese mitten crab), 793 nucleotides long. RefSeq names its product probable aconitate hydratase, mitochondrial. Gene Ontology annotation, cellular component: cytosol; mitochondrion. Gene Ontology annotation, molecular function: aconitate hydratase activity; 4 iron, 4 sulfur cluster binding. The record is from RefSeq and is a predicted model, not a curated record. Lineage: Eukaryota; Metazoa; Arthropoda; Malacostraca; Decapoda; Varunidae. Gene Ontology annotation, biological process: tricarboxylic acid cycle. The transcript is spliced from 4 exons. The coding region runs from base 270 to 665 and encodes 131 amino acids.
CCGCCCUCUCACCCUCUCGGAAAAAGUGCCGUACUCUCAUCUGUCCGAUCCUUCCAACCAAGAAAUCGUCCGAGGUGAGUCCCACUACCUCAAGCUCCACCCAGACCGCGUUCAUUAGCUCUGGACUUCCCAGGGUCACCGUACCAUCAACCAUCCACUGUGACCAUCUUAUUCAAGCACAGGUGAAAGGGAAGUACACGACGGACCAUAUCUCUGCUGCAGGUCCCUGGCUCAAAUUCCGCGGCCAUCUUGACAACAUAUCCAAUAACAUGUUCCUGACAGCUAUCAACAGUGAGAACGAUGAUAUGAACAAUGUCCAGAACAAGAGCACAGGUGAAUGGGGUCCCGUACCUGCGACAGCUCGAGCUUACAAGGCCAGUGGGAUCAGCUGGUGUGUUAUUGGGGACGAUAACUACGGAGAGGGCAGUUCUAGGGAGCACGCCGCCUUGGAGCCCCGUCAUCUGGGCGGCCGAGCCAUCAUUGUGAAGUCCUUCGCUCGCAUCCACGAGACAAAUCUGAAGAAGCAGGGCAUGCUACCCCUAACCUUCGCCAGCCCAAGCGACUACGACAAAAUCAAUCCCAAUGACAAGAUUUCACUUCUGGGACUUGAGAGUUUCGCCCCCGGCAAGAUCAUUUUGGAGAACUACUCUUUCCCCGGGCACUGAUUCUCACACGCCCAACGGAGGUGGUCCUGGAGGCCUGUGCAUUGGUGUGGGUGGCGCUGAUGCUGUUGAUGUUAUGGCCGACAUUUCCUGGGAGCUGAAGUGCCCUAAGGUUUGUAAUGAAGAGUUUU